Molecule: messenger RNA, 2380 nt
Organism: Aethalodelphis obliquidens (Pacific white-sided dolphin)
Lineage: Eukaryota; Metazoa; Chordata; Mammalia; Artiodactyla; Delphinidae
Product: homeobox-containing protein 1-like
Exons: 2
Coding region: 306-1637 (443 amino acids)
Biological process (GO): positive regulation of DNA-templated transcription
Cellular component (GO): nucleus
Molecular function (GO): double-stranded telomeric DNA binding
Source: RefSeq, a predicted model, not a curated record
ACAGUCAGUCUGAUGUGAUUGAGACAAGGGAGGUUUUCAGGGGGAGACUGGGAGAUAGGGGCCUCCCCUCCCCCUUCUCCUCUUCCUGCGCCGGCCUCAACCCCUCCCCAGUCCCCUCCCGACGGGCGCCCCACGCGGAAGACACCCCUCCCCCUCCCGCUUUCCCCUCCUCCCUACCUCAGCCCUUCGUACCGGGACGUUGGGGAGGGGGCUGUGCCGGGCGGAGAGAACUCAGCAAGGAUUCUGAGAAUGAUAAAUAACGCUGAUCAUCUCUAGAAAAGAUAUUGAUUCACCUCAUGUAAAGUAUGCUCAGUUCCUUUCCAGUGGUUUUGCUGGAAACCAUGUCUCACUAUACAGAUGAACCCAGAUUUACCAUAGAGCAGAUAGAUCUGCUUCAGCGCCUUCGACGUACUGGAAUGACUAAACAUGAAAUUCUCCAUGCCUUGGAAACUUUGGACCGUCUUGAUCAAGAGCAUAGCGACAAGUUUGGAAGAAGGUCCAGCUACGGAGGAAGUUCAUAUGGGAAUACUACCAACAAUGUUCCAGCAUCUUCCUCUACAGCUACAGCUUCCACACAGACCCAGCAUUCUGGAAUGUCCCCAUCACCUAGCAACAGUUAUGAUACCUCCCCACAGCCUUGUACUACCAAUCAGAAUGGGAGGGAGAAUAACGAGCGAUUAUCCACAUCCAAUGGAAAGAUGUCACCAACUCGCUACCAUGCAAACAGCAUGGGUCAGAGGUCAUACAGUUUUGAAGCCUCAGAAGAGGACCUAGAUGUAGAUGAUAAAGUAGAGGAAUUAAUGAGGAGGGACAGCAGUGUGAUAAAAGAGGAAAUCAAAGCCUUUCUUGCCAAUCGGAGGAUUUCCCAAGCAGUUGUUGCACAGGUAACAGGUAUCAGUCAGAGCCGGAUCUCUCACUGGCUGUUGCAGCAGGGAUCAGACCUGAGUGAACAGAAGAAAAGAGCGUUUUACCGAUGGUAUCAGCUUGAAAAGACAAACCCUGGAGCUACACUAAGUAUGAGACCCGCGCCCAUUCCAAUAGAGGACCCGGAAUGGAGACAAACGCCUCCCCCAGUCUCAGCUACAUCUGGCACCUUCCGACUGCGACGAGGGAGUCGAUUUACCUGGAGAAAGGAGUGCCUGGCUGUCAUGGAAAGUUACUUCAAUGAGAAUCAAUACCCAGAUGAAGCAAAAAGAGAAGAAAUUGCAAAUGCUUGCAACGCAGUUAUACAGAAGCCAGGCAAAAAACUAUCAGAUCUGGAACGAGUUACCUCCCUGAAAGUGUAUAAUUGGUUUGCUAACAGACGGAAGGAGAUCAAGAGGAGAGCCAAUAUCGCAGCAAUCCUGGAGAGUCAUGGGAUAGAUGUACAGAGUCCCGGAGGCCAUUCCAACAGUGAUGACGUCGACGGAAAUGACUACUCAGAGCAGGAUACUUGGCAAGUACGCAAUGGGGAGGAGGAGGAGGGAAGAAGUUCAGAGGGAGGCAGAGAAGCAGAGAAGGACGACAGCACUAGCCAUAGUGACCACCAAGACCCCAUCUCAUUAGCUGUGGAAAUGGCAGCAGUCAACCACACUAUCUUGGCAUUGGCCCGACAAGGAGCCAACGAAAUCAAGACAGAGGCCCUGGAUGACGACUGAUGAGGGAGGAUUGGACACGAGAAGUUAACUUAGUUUAGACGUAGCACCUUAGCAGACUUUCCUCGGUCCUUAACAUGUGUUCUUACAGUAUAACUUGCAGUUUCUUGUAUGUCAGUUAGCCGUUAGGGUCUUGUUCUGUGAAGAUGGCAUGGUGCCCUCAGCCUUUGCAUAUACUCUCAGUAUUAAUUCCCAGUAAAUAAUAACCAACCAACCAACCAACCAAUCAACCUUCCCUCUCCCAGACCCCGAGGCUAGAAAAUCUUGCUGCUCUGUCUUAGCAUUCCAAGAAAGUGCUUCCAGGUAUUUAGAUAGCCCUCAGUUCUCAAAUAUUAGGCUGUGUGUAUUGGGUACCUUUAGAUUCCUGUAACACUAGUCUGUACCCCUUUUCCUUCCCCAAGACUGGUAGGAUGCAAGCUGAGGUAGUGUGGCCCAGGAUGGACAGACGCCAUUUGGGGAGUACCCACAGAGUAAAAGGGACACUAGAACCCCCACCUCAGUGUGGGAAGAAUUGAUUUCCAGCUGCAAUAAGCCGUGCCUCAUAAUAGUCACACUGUGGCUAGAUUAUACUUCUUUGGGUGCUGUGCUAAGAAUGUCAGUGGAAACACUCGAUCUCAGAUUUUGGUUGAUGUUAACAUGCCUGACACAGACAUCCUUUCCUCUCACAAGCUGUGUGACUUAAGUAGAUAAAAUACUGCCUCUGCCUUUGGGACCAUGAUUAAAACAAACAAACAGAAAAAAAAAAA